UUGAAACUUUCUUGUAAAAAAAUUCAGUAAAUAAAACCUUAGGUCUGGUCUGUCUGUGCGUCUUCUCCUUAUCUCCCCCUGCUCCCAGUAUUGCUGUCUCCACUUACUCAAAGCUCCCUUAUACCUAUUACGAUGACACAGUAAGCUGAUGUUUCAUUCCUACGGUGUGUAUAUGUAUAUAUAACUGCCUCUCUAUAUAUAUAUGUAUAUAGAAACAACCCCCCUCUCACCGCUGCCCAGAUGAUUCAACCGAUAUUCUGUGGCAACCAGUUUAACCUAGAUAAGGGCAUCACUUCCAUUCACAACCAUAGUCACUGUCAGCUGUCUGAAGUUUCACUCAUUCUCAUCACCCAGAAAAACUAAUACUAAAAAAAAAAAUCUCUAAGAAUAAUUUCAGAAGCUUUUUUUUUUCUCUACUUAGAUCAAUUGAUAUUUUAUAUAUGUGGCUAUAAAUUGUAAAAGAAAACAUCUUUAGAAAAUAUGUAUUCCUUUCAACCUGUUUUCCCAAUGGGAAACCAACACAAUUUCUAUGGACAACCAAUGUAUCCCAAUAAUUAUUUGAAAUGUCCUGAAAAGCCUUUACUAUCUAGCGAAAAAUCUUAUAACACUCUCGAUCAUUGCAGAAAUAAUGAUUCUUCUUUGAUGUCACCUCCUCCAUCCUUUGAUAGAAACGUAAGUGAACCACAGACUCAUGAUUCGUAUGCUCAAAAACACCCAUUGCAGCCACCAAAAGAUUUCCAGUGUAGUUUCUGUAAAAAAGGAUUCUCAAAUCAGUUUUUUCUAAAGAACCAUGAACUCACUCACACAGGACUGAAGCCUUUUGAGUGCAGUUACUGUGGAAAAGCCUUCACACAGAAAAUCAACCUUAAAAAUCAUCUGCGAACUCACACUGGGGAGAAGCCAUUCCAGUGUACAGUUUGUAAUAAAUCUUUUAGUCAGCGUGGUAAUUUGAAGCUUCACCUUAGAACGCACACUGGGGAGAAACCCUUUGCCUGUGAUGUCUGUGGGAAAGCCUUUUCCCAGAAGAUUAAUUUAAACGACCAUAAACGACUUCACACAGGAGAGCUCUACUAUUGUCAGUUCUGCAAGAAACCGUUUUGUAACCAGUUUUUUCUAAAGAUACACGAACGUAUACACACCGGGGAACUGUAUAAAUGCACAUUCUGUACAAAAUCUUUCACUUUACAGAUAAAUUUGAAAAAUCACUUAAGAACUCACACAGGGGAGAAACCAUUCCAAUGUAAUGUUUGCUCAAAAGCUUUCUCUCAAAGGGGAAAUUUAAAACUUCAUCUUCGAACUCACACUGGAGAGAAACCAUUUUCUUGUGAAGUCUGUGGCAAAGCUUUCUCACAGAAAAUAAAUCUGAAUGACCAUAAGCGACUCCACACUGGAGACCUGUUUUAUUGCCAAUAUUGUAAGAAACCAUUUUGUAACCAGUUCUUUUUAAAAAUUCAUGAGCGGAUACAUACUGGCGAACUAUAUAAAUGUGAAAUUUGUAAUAAAGAAUUUACACAGAAGAUCAAUCUGAAAAACCACCACAGAACUCACACAGGAGAAAAACCAUUUCAGUGUAACCUAUGUGACAAAUCUUUUAGCCAAAGAGGAAAUUUAAAACUUCACCUUCGCACUCAUGCAGGAGAGAAGCCAUACUGUUGUGAUGUUUGCCCAAAGGUUUUUUCACAGGCAGGUAACUUAAAAACUCAUCUGCGUACCCAUACAGGUGAGAAGCCCUUUAAAUGUGACACUUGUGGAAAGUCUUUCUCUCAGAAAGCCAAUCUAAAUAACCACAAACGUACACGUACAGGUUGUGAGCUGUUUACUAAGAACCCACAGAAUUACCAGUCCAGAGCGCAGUCUACACCUCUUGCCUCUCCCAAUGCUGUUCCCCCUGUAAUAAACAGUGAAACACCCACUUCUAAUUCUCGCCUUCCAAACCAGCGCCAUGAUAAAUCAUCAUCUUUUAACACUUGCACACGAGGCUUAAAUCAAAAGUGCUCUUGUCCUAAUUGCGAGCUUUUCCUAAAAAAUCCCCCUUUGCCUCAACCACCUCCAGUGAUGUUAAGCGGAGGAGGUGAAUCAAGUGCAGAGUCCCUUGAUCAAAAGGACCACUCUUUAUUCCCAUCAUAUCACAGUGAACUUCACAGAGAUAAACAACCUCAGCAAGAAUCUUUGCCGUCUUUAUCACCGCCUCUUCAAAAGGUUCCCAUGAAAGUUAACCCGACAAGCUCACCACACCCAACUCCUAUGUUCUUCCCACAUCAUCGAGAUUCUCAAAUACCUUCUUCUCGCUUACAGACCCCUUCAAUCCCAGUCUCUCAUACAUCCACCCCAGCAUAUUUGCACGAAAUGCCACAGAGUUGGGAGAGCAACUAUCUGUGGUCUAGAGGGUACCCCAUGCCUCCUUUGCUUGGUUCUAGCUGGCCUAGCGUUCCUUCAGGCUAUUCCUGUGGGGUCAAGCAAAGUAAACAGACUCCCUGGAACAAUAUCCAAGGCAUUCAUGCACCUUCUAAGAGUAACCCUGAUAUCUACGGCAUGGAAAAGUGAAGACAAUUAGUGAAUUUAAUUUUAAUUCCAAUUAAUACACACAAUUUAUAUAGUGC
Messenger RNA from Octopus sinensis (East Asian common octopus), 2600 nucleotides. RefSeq names its product zinc finger protein 2 homolog. Gene Ontology annotation, biological process: regulation of transcription by RNA polymerase II. Bases 481 to 2544 code for a protein of 687 amino acids. Gene Ontology annotation, molecular function: RNA polymerase II transcription regulatory region sequence-specific DNA binding; DNA-binding transcription factor activity, RNA polymerase II-specific. Gene Ontology annotation, cellular component: nucleus. The transcript is spliced from 2 exons. Lineage: Eukaryota; Metazoa; Mollusca; Cephalopoda; Octopoda; Octopodidae. The record is from RefSeq and is a predicted model, not a curated record.